CCCCACGACCCUCUGCCCUCUGGCCUCCGCGCCGUCGAGCGUCGAUCUCCCCCCUUCGUCUCUCAACCCCCGACGAAGCCGCCAACUUCUCGCCUCCGCGAGAGAUGGAUCCCGACGCCGGCGGCUCCACCGCCGCUCCGCUGCCACCGGCAUCAACCGCAGGCGCGUCGGCGGCGUCGGCGACGGUGGCGGAGGAAGGCGGGGGCAAGCAGGUGAUGGUGGUCCUUGUGGGUCCCCCCGGCAGCGGCAAGUCCACCUUCGCCGAGGCCGUCCUAGGCGGCUCCGCCGCCGGCCGCACCUGGGCUCGCGUCUGCCAGGAUACAAUUGGAAAUGGCAAAGCUGGGACGAAAAUCCAGUGCUUGAAGGCUGCAGCAGAUGCUCUGAAGGAGGGCAAGAGUGUUCUCCUUGACCGUUGCAACUUGGAACGUGAACAGCGCGCUGACUUUAUGAAGCUUGGCAGCCAUGUACAUGUGGAUGUGCAUGCCGUUGUCUUGGAUCUCCCUGCAAAGGUUUGUAUAUCGCGCUCAGUAAGCCGGACGGGCCAUGAAGGAAACCUGCAAGGUGGGAGGGCUGCCAUGGUUGUGAACCGCAUGCUGAAGAACAAGGAAACACCAUUGCUGACUGAAGGUUUCAGUCGAAUCAUGUUCUGUAAGGAUAACAACGAAAUUAAAAAGGCUGUUGACAUGUAUAGUGCAUUAGGGCCUUCAGAUAGUCUUGAUUCUGGAGUUUUCGGUCAGAAUAGCAAAGGGCCUGUACAAGUUGGCAUAAUGAAAUUUCUAAAGAAACCAGGAAGCUCUGCUGAAAAAUCCGGUGGACAUAAGGUUACACCGAAUGAAAGCAUACCGCAAAUGCAAAAUCAUAUUUCAGAACAGCAGAACCUUGAAGUUGGUGGUACCUGCACAGUGGAAUCUGUAAAGGAGUUGAGCAAUAGCAAGAAAAUUGAAGACCAAAGUAGAGAGAGUGUUCUGUCUGAUAUCAGUUCGCGCACUCUGGCAUUUCCAUCAAUUUCUACUGCUGACUUUCAGUUUGAUCUUGAUAGAGCAUCAGACAUUAUAGUAGAUGCAGUGGCUGACAUCUUGCAGAAAUAUGAUAAUAUAAGACUAGUUCUUGUAGACCUAAGCCAUAAAUCAAGAAUACUGUCAUUGGUCAAGGAAAAGGCUGCUAAGAAGAACAUUAACUCCAGCAGGUUUUUCACUUUUGUGGGAGAUAUAACUCAGCUGCAAUCAAAAGGAGGCCUUCGAUGCAAUGUGAUUGCCAAUGCUGCCAACUGGAGGUUAAAACCUGGAGGUGGAGGGGUUAAUGCAGCAAUAUACAAUGCCGCUGGGGAAGAUUUACAACGUGCAACCAAAGAAUGCGCGGACACAUUGAGACCUGGGAGCUCUGUUGCUGUCCCACUUCCAUCAACUUCUCCUCUGCAUCAAAGGGAAGGUGUGACCCAUAUCAUACAUGUGCUUGGGCCAAACAUGAACCCAAUGCGACCGGAUUGUCUGAAGAAUGACUAUACAAAAGGUUCUAAGAUUCUCCAUGAGGCAUAUACAUCACUUUUUGAGAACUUUGUAGCCAUUGUCCAGAGCUGCAUGGGGAAGCAGAACACCGAGCCUGCUUUAGAAAAGCCAGCAACUGCAGUGACAUCACCUAAUGAUUCAAAAACGAAGCGAGAGUGCAACCAUGAUUCUGAGAGGACCAAAAAACACAAGUUGGUUCAACCCAAUACAUCCUCAAAUCAGGCUAGAGAGGGAGAUAGCAAGAGGAGUGGUGUUACCACUACUAAGACUUGGGGAUCCUGGGCCCAAGCUCUUUAUGAGCUUGCGAUGCACCCAGAAAAUUACAAGAACUCUGAUUCUCUCCUAGAGAUAUCUGAUGACUUCGUUGUUCUGAACGACCUCUAUCCCAAGGCCAAAAGGCAUGUUUUGGUUGUAUCUAGGAAGGAUGGUCUUGAUUCUCUAGCAGAUGUCAAGAAAGAACACUUACCUUUGCUGAGGAGAAUGCAUUCUGCUGGAGUGAAAUGGGCACAGAAGUUCCUAGAGGAAGAUUCAUCUUUGGUAUUCAGACUCGGAUACCAUUCGGUUCCAUCCAUGAGGCAAUUGCACCUGCACAUCAUAAGCCAGGACUUCAACUCUGCCAGUUUGAAGAACAAGAAACACUGGAACUCCUUCACCACAACAUUUUUCCUUGAUUCUGUUGAUGUCAUUGAAGAAAUCGAUCAGCGUGGAUCAGCAACUAUCAGCAGUGACGACAGGGUGCUCGCAAUGGAGCUUCGUUGCCACAGAUGCAGGAGUGCCCAUCCAAAUAUCCCAAAGCUCAAAUCCCACAUUGCAAGCUGUAAAUCGUCCUUCCCCUCCCAUCUUCUGCAGAAAGAUAGGCUGUUGUCAUCAUCGACAAUGCAUAUGGAUUGCACUUAGAACUCUGCGACCAAUGGUCCUUCCAAGCACAUUUUGUGUUUCGUGCUUCCAGAAGGAUAGGAAAUUAGGAAGGAAUCUAGUUUUUCCUUGUUAUGCCUGUCUUGCAGAAUCCUGCCUUGUGAACAAACUGCAGUGCAUCUGAUCGUUAAAAAGAAAAACAGAGAUCUGAAGUGUUGCAAGCCCUUUCUUACAAA
Oryza sativa Japonica Group (Japanese rice) is the source of this 2596-nucleotide messenger RNA. Its product is annotated as transcription factor bHLH140. Gene Ontology annotation, molecular function: mismatched DNA binding; single-stranded DNA binding; single-strand break-containing DNA binding. The record is from RefSeq and is a predicted model, not a curated record. Lineage: Eukaryota; Viridiplantae; Streptophyta; Magnoliopsida; Poales; Poaceae. Gene Ontology annotation, cellular component: nucleus. Gene Ontology annotation, biological process: single strand break repair.